AUGCCAAUUGCUUGGUCUAGCGUUUUUAAAAGAGAGCUGCGGGUUAAAAGGUUUUCACCAAGAAUAUAUUCGACGAAAGUUCCUGAUAAUGCACCAAGAGCGGCUGACAAUGAAGAAUGGCUAGAAACUCUGAGAUCUAUAACUUCCCCGAGACAGACAAAGCCCGAUCAUGGUAAUAGUUAUACAAAUUUCGUUAAGCUUCCACUGGGUGAAGUUACAUCUAUAAACUACCUACAACGGUAUAAUAAACAUAAGCAUAGCCAAGGCAAUUUCGUAGAUGUUCGAAUAGUGAAAUGUAGAAGUGGCGCUGGUGGAAGUGGAGCUGUCUCAUUCUUUAGGGAUGCAGGGAGGUCUAUAGGUCCGCCGGAUGGUGGGGAUGGUGGAGCUGGUGGUAGUGUUUAUGUUCAAGCUGUCGUGGGGUUGGGAUCUUUGGCGAAGAUGAAGACCACAUAUAUUGCUGAGGACGGAGAAGCAGGUGCUGCCAGGCAAUUGGAUGGUAUGCGAGGCAAAGAUAUUUUAAUACAAGUCCCUGUAGGUACCGUUGUAAAGUUUUGCUUGCCACCCCAAAAUGUUCGAGAGCUCGUGGAAAGAGAAAUGCGCAAAGAUCAUAAUGCUACAUUAAGGUCUAUACUUGCUUCUACAUCCGUGAACUUAAACGUUUCUUCUAAUUCUCAUCGGAAAAAAAUACAACUAUACAGACAUGAAAUGGCAGAAAGCUGGCUUUUCAAAGACAAGGCCAAGGAAUAUCAUGAGAAUAAGGACUGGUUCAAGAAUUUGCAUAAGAAAAUGGAAGUGUACGACCAUUCGUUAGAACAGUCUGAACUUUUUAACGACCAGUUUCCCUUGGCUGGUCUUGACUUAGAUCAGUCAAUGACCAAACCGAUAUGUCUGCUAAAAGGUGGCCAAGGUGGGCUCGGUAACAUGCACUUUUUAACAAAUCUGAUUAGAAAUCCAAGAUUUUCUAAACCCGGUAGAAAUGGCUUAGAACAGUAUUUCUUAUUCGAAUUGAAAAGCAUUGCUGAUCUUGGGCUUAUUGGUUUACCGAACGCAGGAAAAUCAACGAUACUAAACAAAAUCUCGAAUGCAAAACCAAAAAUAGGGCACUGGAAAUUCACUACACUGAAUCCUACUAUUGGCACAGUUUCUUUGGGCUUUGGGCAAGACGUUUUCACCGUGGCCGAUAUACCUGGAAUAAUACAGGGCGCAUCACUGGACAAAGGAAUGGGUCUAGAGUUUUUAAGGCAUAUAGAACGUUCUAAGGGCUGGGUAUUUGUCCUUGACCUCGCUAAUGAAAAACCUUUGAAUGAAUUGCAAUUACUGAUAAAAGAAGUUGGUACUUUAGAGAAAGUCAAGACCAAAAACAUACUAGUUGUGUGUAAUAAAGCCGAUAUCGAUUUCGAGAAUUCCGAAUCUUUUGCCAAGUACCUACAGGUUGAACAAUUUUCCAAAAGUCAAGGAUGGGACUGCGUUCCGAUAAGCGCCCUCAAAGAGCAAAACAUAGACGUAUUGAAGAAAAAGAUGUUUCAGUGUGCUCUCCAGCCCAAGUCUGACAGGUAG
Saccharomyces paradoxus is the source of this 1557-nucleotide messenger RNA. It is a transcript of the gene MTG2, whose product is annotated as putative GTPase MTG2. The transcript has a single exon. Gene Ontology annotation, cellular component: mitochondrion. Bases 1 to 1557 code for a protein of 518 amino acids. NCBI's taxonomy places the organism in Eukaryota, Fungi, Ascomycota, Saccharomycetes, Saccharomycetales, Saccharomycetaceae. Gene Ontology annotation, molecular function: GTPase activity; GTP binding. The record is from RefSeq and is a predicted model, not a curated record.